AUGCUGUUGAAGAUAUUCAUAAAAAGUCCUUUUCUCCUCGGAAGAUUUGUGUCAACAAUUGAAUUGACACGAAAUGCGAUCGCCAAUAAGCCCCUGCAAUGGAAUGAUCUAAUCAAAUGGCUUGAAAAUGGACAGAAAACCUUAUUAUGGCGUGAUGAAUCGUGUGCUCAACGAUAUAUUGAACAUCAAAAACAAGUUGCUCGAGAUUAUCGAUCCAUCAAUGACUUUAUACGCAUUCAUUAUCUUAAAUGGGAUGUAGAUAUCGAUGAAAGCACUCACAAACGUCUUGCUAUUCCAAUUUCCAAUAUUCAGCAUUGGGUCAUCUGGUGUGAUCCAAUACCAAAGAUUCCCGAAGCAGUUAUUGACGAAAUCAUUCGAAAAAAUUUUCCCUAUGAAAAAUACGAAACUCUCAGUUUUGUGAACCCACCUCGAUUAAGAUCUGUUUCGGAUGUGUUCCAUGCACAUAUGAAAAGAACACAGGUCGAGAAUUACGAUACAACACCAAAACGAUUGAAAAUAGGAAAUUUAUCGGCAAAUAAUAAUGAUCAGUUUGAUAAGUUUAUUAAUAAAUUUCGAUCAUCAAUCGAUACAAAUAAUGAAGAUUCUCGACCUUUUGAUGUUUUUAAACAAUAUUUGAAAGAAUGUUUGGAUGACACUACAGAUUCAAAAAUUCUUCCAACGUUUAUCAAAAAGACUAUUCAAAUCGUGAUUACUUCUUCGAUAUCGACCGUUCAUCAUCUUGUCUUCACAAAAAUUAUUGGUCUUAUCAUCAUCUAUUUGGAUAACAUCUCAUCAGAUGCCUUACUCGAUAUCACACAUGAGAUCAUCACGAAAUUAAUCGAAACAUCAGUCAACGCUGACAUUAUGAUUGAACUUUUACGAAGUAUCUAUUUACAACAAGUGAAACGGGAUGAAACUCAAUCUGCAUCAGGAUCAGCAGCAACAAUGUGCGAAUCCGUUGUUCAACAAUUAGGCAAUACAACAUGGACUGAAGACAAUUACGCGAGUCUCAUCGCUAUUAUGAAAACAAUUCCAUUUUCCGAUAAUGAAAAACGAACAUUCAUCGAUAUUAUGUUUACUUUGGAUUUUGAAUCAAUGGUUGAUCAACUACCUGUAUUUGUUGUAAAUAUUCUCAAAUUGUGUAGUGAUACUCGAUUAGAAAAUGAAAUCACCAGUUCAAGUGGAUAUAUAUUCGAUCGUUUAAUCCAAUAUUUCAUUGAUUUGGAUAAAAAAUCCAACGAGAAUAAACAAUAUACAGCUAACGUUCGACUUUGCAUUGUUCACAUCUUGAAUGCUAUUGAAUUAUCACCAGAACUCGGAACAAUCUUGCUUCGGACAUUUAAAAAAAUUCAAAGUAAUGAUGUUGCAAAGUUAUUUUCGCCAUUUUGCUUGGCGUUUGUAUUCGCAUUACCGAAAGAUCGAACUAUCAAAGGAAAAUUUAUUAAACAAUUAAAAACGGCAUUUGAUCUUGUCUGUCAAACAUUCGAAAAGAACAAUGAGGCUUUUUGGUUGAUACUCUUCACGAAAAUCAACUAUAACGAUUUCUAUCGUGAUUAUUUACUACAACUUGCUAAGAAAGAAUUAUUUGGAGGUGAUCUAAUUCUUUCGGGUUUGAUCGAUUUUUGUUUUCAAUUACUUGAUGAAUACAGUCAAUCACCAAUACCUGUGAAUGAAUCAUCAUUUUCAGUUAUCGAACUAUUGAAAACAUUAGCAUCAAAAUGGUUAUCGGACAUCGUACGAUUGCAUAAAUCCGUGCAAGAGGAAGUUAUACAUCGUCUAUUCGAUCGAAUACUUGAAGCGAAAACCAAUGAUCGAACUGUGAAACAUUUCAUUGAACAAUUGUACGAUGUAAUGAAAACAAAUAGUCAUCGAUUUGUUAAGUGGCCUGAACAAUUGAAAGAUCGACUAGAUCAAAUUUUACAUAUGCGUUACGAAUUAGCUCGUGAUGUACUCGAUGCAUUCAAACCUAUUAUUAAAUUAAGUGGGAAUACACCUUUUCGUGAAACGUACUUUCAAUUACUUCGCACAGCAAUGUACCGACCUCGGUUGGAUUGUCGGCGAAUGGCAGUAGACGGCUAUUUGAUAUUGUUAAAACAUGCUAAAUGGUUGAUUCGACCACCAUCUGCACAAGCAAGUCAAAUGACAAUGUUUUCCUUAGUUGAACGUGGCGCAACGCAAAUGAAUACGAUUAAUUCAACGCAACGUUCAACAGAAGGACAAUGUAUUGAAUUAUUAAUGCAAUUAAGACGAAGUCUUUCCCAACAGUACGAUGUACGAUUGGCUGUUUAUGAGGGUUUAUUACCUGUCCUUCGUAAAAGUCCCAUCCUUAUGGCACCUAUUCUAGAUAUGCUUAUUUCUCAGAUUGCAUUGUACUAUGAACCGAUGGGAGAUAAAUGUACGUUGAAUUUAUCAUCUUGUUUGCUGGAACGUGAUGAUAAAACCCAAAUUAUCGAACCAUUUGCACAUCUACUUCAUUGUCUUUCUCUUUGUUUACAUCGUGCUGAUUGUCUCUUAAAAGCCAAUUCGAAAAUUUUCGACGAAGAUCCCGAUGUCGCUGUGUAUAUCAAAAAAGCAAAUGAUAUUUUCAAACGUCUCAUUGUGUUAUUUGAUGAUGAUGAAUUUACUGAUCUGGUUGGAGCUAAAGGUUUACCAGAAGAUAAAACAAGCCCACAAAUGUAUACACUUUGUAUUGAUAUUUGUAAUGUUUUAAUUGAAUACAAAUUUAUGCGAAUGAAAGAUGCAGAAUCGACCGCAAGUGUAUUGAAAUCAAUUGAUCAAGAAUCUCAUUUACAUGAAAAAAUGUCCAAGGCAAAACUGCGCUUACCAACAGCAGGCAAACUGAUAUCAUUUACGUGCUUGAAACGAUUUUUACAUUCGAUUCUAUGGUCAAAAAUGUUUACUGCGGAUCUCGAUUCGUCGAAUCAUAAUAUCGAUCUGGAUGCACUCGGUGAUGACAUAGGUUAUCGUAGUUAUGUCAUGCGUUGUUGUCUAUCAAAGUUUCGUUCGAUUUUAACGCACGGUAUCAAAUAUUAUUUUGAUGCCGAAAACAUGCGACAGGACAAACUACAAAUGAUGCUCAUUGAUCUUCAUAUAAUUCUGUAUCAAGCUGUAACGAAAGAUAUGUCAAUAAUCUUAACCGAACAAAUCUUGCAAUUAAUUGUGGAAAUAUGGAAGAUCAUCGUUAAUAACUUUCGUGGCGCAGCAGCAUUGAUGAUUGAUAGCGCAAUGAAAGCAUUCAGUGGUGAUCCCGAUGCCAUCGAUUCCAAUAUAAGUUACAGUCAAACUGAUCCUCAAACAGCACGUUUUGCUGAAAGUUUCAAAGCAAUCUAUAAACGAAUUGAGGACGAAUAUAACCAACUGAUUGAAGCAGCUGGUGUUGACGGUUCGACAGCGAAAGCUUCAGGUUGUUUGAAAGCGCUGAUCUACGUUGCUGACAUUCUCGAACUAGCAUUGAAAGAUGGAGAACACAUUGAUCGCAAUGAAUAUCAGUCAUUUGCUGAAUGGGUUAGUUCAACGUGUAUGCAAGGCAAAUAUGAGGACCAUCAAUUAAGCAAAGCGUUAGUUCGUUUACUCUUUAAACUUUCAUCGAAAAUUGGUAAUCAUGCACCACUCCUUCGAAAAGUGGCUAUGGACAUUCACGGUCAAUGUGAAGAUGUUUCCGAAGAUACAAAAUUCGUUCAUCAACCGUAUUUCGCUAUUAUCAACGAAAAAACACAUAUGAUCAUAUUGAAUAACAUCCUUCUGCCCGAAUUGGAACGAAUGAUCAACAGUCUGGAAUGGAUUAUUCAAACCCAAAUUUUAUCCAAUGAUCAAAUUACUCAUUUCUGCGGACAAUUAUCAUAUUCGAUGACCACCUUCGGACAAAUUUUACAAUGUCGGUUAAAAAACAAAAUGAUGAUUAUCAACAUAGUCAAACUCUUGACGAAAUUGUAUACAAUUCUCGAUGAAUUCACUCGUCAGAUGGUUAAAAAUAAAACACCGAUACGCGAUGAAUUCGAAAAGCUUGCAUCGAUUUCUGGCUCACAAUUACAACAACCGUGCUACGGUUUUCUUACUUAUACAAUGAGUUUGGAAUUGGAUGAUGAAGAAGAAGUUGUCAAAAAGAAAAAGAAGAAAAAUGAUAAAAAAGAUCCCAAAAAGAAGAAAAGUGUGUUAAAAGAUACACUCGUACCAAAAUUAGUUUACGAAAUGGAACAAUACGAACGAUCGCUACUUGAAUUAGGCAAACAACAAGAUAAACGCUUAUUGGAAACAUUUAAAAUGUCAGCUGUACGAGAUUUUCGCUUCAACUUGGAUAGUAUUCCUGACGAUCAAUCUGUGUUACAAACAAGUCGUCAAGAGAAUGAUGCCGAAGAAGAUGAUGUAGAAGAGGUGGAAGAAGAAAAUGAAUAG
Adineta ricciae is the source of this 4392-nucleotide messenger RNA. The record is from the annotation of a GenBank genome assembly. NCBI's taxonomy places the organism in Eukaryota, Metazoa, Rotifera, Eurotatoria, Adinetida, Adinetidae.